Lampris incognitus (smalleye Pacific opah) is the source of this 2863-nucleotide messenger RNA. RefSeq names its product CAP, adenylate cyclase-associated protein 1 (yeast) (gene cap1). Bases 135 to 1568 code for a protein of 477 amino acids. The record is from RefSeq and is a predicted model, not a curated record. Gene Ontology annotation, molecular function: adenylate cyclase binding; actin binding. NCBI's taxonomy places the organism in Eukaryota, Metazoa, Chordata, Actinopteri, Lampriformes, Lampridae. Gene Ontology annotation, biological process: cytoskeleton organization; cell morphogenesis; regulation of adenylate cyclase activity. The transcript has 13 exons. Gene Ontology annotation, cellular component: cytoplasm.
GAAAGGAACGCGGUGUCAGUCGGGAACUGCACACCGAUACAGGAAGACGGUCCGCAUACCCUCCUGUACACUCCCACACACGGAACACGGACGGUGAUUAAAGACCAGACCACUGAUUGACCAAUUUAGCAGGUAUGGCAGAGUUGGCGGGUCUGGUGCAGCGGCUGGAGGUUGCGGUGGGUCGGCUGGAGGCAGUCUCAGGCACUGGUGGAAAUACUGGGAGUUCUGCUCUUCAAGCUGUGUCAGAGUAUGUUGAGGCUUAUGAUGACAUUGUCCGUGGCCCUGUGGCCCAGUACACCUCCCUCAGUCAGCAGAUUGGGGGGGAUGUCCAGAAACAUGCGGAGAUGAUGAAGCAGGCAUUCUCCUGUCAGAGACAGCUCCUUGUCACAGCCUCUUGCUCCCAGAAGCCCUCUGAUUCCGUUUUGACGGCCCUCCUGCAGCCGGUGUCCAAAGUGAUCCAGCAGGUGCAGACAUUUCGUGAGCAGAACCGCUCCUCGCUAUUCUUCAACCACCUCUCCGCCGUCAGCGAGAGUGUGCCCGCUCUGGGAUGGGUCGCCAUGGCUCCCAAACCAGUCCCCUUUGUCAAAGAAAUGCAGGAUGCUGCCACGUUCUACACCAACCGUGUGCUCAAGGACUACAAGGAAAAAGACAAGAAACACGUGGACUGGGUGAAGGCCUAUCUUUCCAUCUGGACUGAGAUUCAGAACUACAUCAAACAGCACCACACCACCGGAUUGGCCUGGAGCAAGAGUGGUCCUGUAGCUGCAGCCUCUGCGCCUCCACCCUGUGCCCCUGCUGGGGGAUGCCCUCCUCCCCCUCCCCCUGGACCUCCUCCUCCUAUGGACUUCAGUGAAUCGUCAGCAGGCUCCAGCGACUCUGGUGACACCAGCCGGAACGCUUUGUUCGCCUCCAUCAACAAGGGAGCCAAUAUCACCAAGGGCCUGAAGCAUGUGUCUGAUGACCAGAAGACCCACAAGAACCCCGGUCUGAGGACCCAAGGCGGAGCACCGAUGCGUACGGGACCCAAGCCCUUCUCCUCCUCCCCUUCCCCCUCCCCCCGCCCUGCUGCCUCAGCCACCCCCACCCGCACGCAGCCUCCCAUUUUGGAGUUGGACGGAAAAAAGUGGAAAGUGGAGAACCAGAACGGUGCACAGGGCCUGAUGAUUAGCGACACAGAGCUGAAGCAGGUGGUCUACGCUUUCAAGUGUAACAACAGCACGCUGCAGGUCAAGGGCAAGAUCAACUCCAUCACUUUAGACAAUUGUAAGAAAAUGGGUCUGGUGUUUGAUGACGUUGUGGGUAUUGUGGACGUGAUCAACUGCAGAGAUGUCAAGGUUCAGGUCAUGGGCAAAGUACCCACUAUCUCCAUCAACAAGACGGACGGCUGCCAUGUCUACCUGAGCAACGACUCACUGCAAUGUGAGAUCAUCAGUGCCAAGAGCUCAGAGAUGAACGUCUUGGUACCAAACAAAGAUGGAGAAUAUACUGAGAUCCCUGUUCCUGAGCAGUUUAAGACUGUUUGGGAUGGCAAGAAGCUCGUCACCACAGCAACAGAGAUCGCUGGAUAGAGAGGCAGCAUGUGAAAUGGCUGCCCCUCAGAUCACCCCCCCACUUCUUUUUUUUUGCAAACGCCUACCUGACUGAUCGACCAACUGACCACCCAACCAACUAACUCUUACUGUAGACUGAGGUUUGGACCUCACCCGUAUGACCCGCCUUUCUUCCCCAUCAGCCAGUCACAGCUUAAGCUGUUCCUUCCAUCAGCCAAUGAGAGGACUGCUUGCUUUAUCUGGAGCAUUCCUCCAGCCAAUUGCAGGGAACAGCUUGUCAUAUGAUUUGGUUUUCCCCAUGGCCAGUGAGCACCCCCCCCCCAAAAAAUAAUUGAAUUUUGCCAAUAGCUGGGAUGUUCUGUGUCGUUUAUUUUCCUAUCUGGCUAAUGCUAAAUUUAACAUCUAGAAUAGCCAAUGGUUUCUGACUCCAUGAAAGCACUGUGGCCAGACAGACCAUAUCACGUCAACCGAUGUUUUUUGGUUUUUUUUCUCCCCUCCUACUGACCAGGGUUGGUAGGUGUUUUUAAAGAGGUCUAAUAUUUCUGUUCCUUUAUAUGCAAUUCAACAGUGAAGCACAUGUACAUCCAUACAUCCAACCUCCAUCAGUUGACAGCACUAUCCAUAUCACCUGCACUGAUGCUGACCAUGACAAUACUGUUGUGACAUUCAUAGUGGAUUAAGAUUUGUCACUAAUUCCAGAGCACAUAAAUAAGAGUAUAAGUGACAGCUUGUGUGCAGGAUAGUUGUCUUACAUCAUAACGCACUUGAUCUAAAUGGUGUUGGAACCAAGUCUUAAAAGAAAAAUGAAUUCAUUCCAUCUACUAUCCCUGAAGCCCACACACAGGACAUUCCCAUGAGUAUUGCAAAUAAACAUUCCAUAAGGAGGUAUAGAAACUUUGGAAAGGAGGACAAGAACGUGAAUAGAUUGCUUGUGAGCUAUAGUGAAUGGCUCCCGUUUUUUGUUCGAACUGGAAGUGAGAACGUAACGGAAAAGAGGUUAAAAUGUGUAAUUUUAGUCACUGGUGGUAGUCAUACUGCCCAUUGAUCUCUGUAUAGGAAAUAUCUGUUGUAAUGAUCUGUACACAUAUAGGUUAUUACUGAAUAGUGAUAAAACUGUCAUCGUCUCUCCACUCGCGCCUAGCCACAUCUUCACUCCUGUUUCUUUGACUCCCCGCUGCUCCUCUAGCGGACAAGCUCUUAGCUGGAUUUUUCUGUCUUUUUUUCUUUUUCCUCUUAAUUUUGGAUCAAGAGUCAAAAUUCUGCUCAUUAGUCCUGGAGACAUUGGAAAUGUUGCAAUAAAAUGGUUAUCUGAA